AUGAAGGGUGCCCCUCCCCCUCCACAAAAGGGGGCCGCGCCUUCGCAAGCCUCGAAAGCGAAGGCUGCACCUCCUGCCGCCCGUUCAGCCAGGCUGACAACAGGGCAGCGCAUUGAAGCCAAGGACUUGUAUGGGGUGGCACUUUACGAGAAGCAGGACCUCUUGUACAAUUUGGACAGGAGGCAAUUCAACAAUACGGUCCUUCAGUCGAUGUCCAAUGAAGACUUGAGCGACCCCCGCCAAAUUUAA
Molecule: messenger RNA, 249 nt
Organism: Cladocopium goreaui
Lineage: Eukaryota; Dinophyceae; Suessiales; Symbiodiniaceae
Source: the annotation of a GenBank genome assembly